This is a messenger RNA of Microthlaspi erraticum, 516 nucleotides long. The record is from the annotation of a GenBank genome assembly. Lineage: Eukaryota; Viridiplantae; Streptophyta; Magnoliopsida; Brassicales; Brassicaceae.
AUGAGUGAUUCAGAGAGAUCCCUCCGGAUCCGAAUGCCGCGCACGAUCGCGCCAAUGAUGAGAUGCCGAGAGAUGGAGCGCGACACAAUGAAGAAUGCAGGAGGUGCGCCCAAGGAGUACUUAAAGUGCAAACUAUUCUCUUUCACUUUGACAGGGAAGGCUUUGCGCUGGGUUAAGUCUCUUCCAGCUCAAUCCAUAACCACAUGGAAAGAGUACAAGGUGGCAUUCCUAGCCAGCAAUGGAAAUUUCAUGACCAAGACAGUUACUGAAGCAAAGAUUUUGAUUGAAAAUCUAGCCUCAAGCGACAGUGACAACUUCAUUGGGCAUGAGAGAGCAGUGAAGGCCAUAAAUUCUGAUCCAUACAGAGAUGGAUACAGUGAGAUCAAAGCCAUGAUGGCUGAGAUACUGAGAAACCAAGGAAGAGAAGUGGAGAGACAAAGAGAAGCUUAUAGAGUUGAGUCCACAAUAAUUCAAGACUACUUUGGAGAUUUGAUUCCAAGUUUCAAGAAGAAGUAA